Molecule: messenger RNA, 4532 nt
Organism: Formica exsecta
Lineage: Eukaryota; Metazoa; Arthropoda; Insecta; Hymenoptera; Formicidae
Product: ankycorbin
Exons: 14
Coding region: 1-4158 (1385 amino acids)
Biological process (GO): protein localization to ciliary inversin compartment
Cellular component (GO): ciliary inversin compartment
Molecular function (GO): protein binding
Source: RefSeq, a predicted model, not a curated record
AUGCAUACCGAGGUUAAACAGCCUGGUAUUUUAAGUAAUCAGUUUCUUGACAGCUCGCGGGACGAUCCACGCCAAGCGAAGAUUAGAAUUCGACACGUGGCGACCUUGCCGUGGUAUCAGCCAUUAUACGAUUCUUUUAUAGUCUGCGGAGAAGCGGAGUGCGUUCGAUUAGUCUUGGCAGCUGGUGCACGACCUUCCACUCCUGAUUUACGCGGUGGUUCUCCGCUUCACUACGCCGCCCAAUGCUGCGGCGCGGCCGCCACAGCCGAGCUCGCGGUUCCUAAAAAGAUCGGUUUGAAAGUUCUGCAAACGCUCCUGGAAUUCGGCGCGGAUGUAAAUGCAAAGGACGAAGACGGACGACAGCCAAUCUUGUGGGCGGCAAGCGCGGGUAGCGUGGAGGCUGUAUUAGCUCUGGCGAGAGCUGGAGGAUCGGCGGCUGCGGGUACUUCGGACAAAGACGGAUUGACAGCGCUUCAUUGCGCAGCUUCCCGGGGCCACGCGCGAUGCGUGGAAACAUUGGUCAACUUGUGCGGAUCUCAUCCCGACCACGUGGACGAUAAUGGCUGCUCCGCGUUACACUACGCCGCCACUUUGGGUCACGCUGAUGCCACCGCACUUAUUCUUAAACUCGGUGCAGAUCCCAAUCGUCAGGAUCGAAAGGGUAGAACACCGGCGCUUUGCGCCGCGGCUAAGGGCCAGUUGGAAACCUUGAAGAUUCUAAGUCAGCACGGCGGUUCGCUUCACGCCAGAACUGUACGAGGUACAGGGAUCGGCCAUGAGGCUGUCGCAUCUGGUAGAAUCGAGUUGAUAAAGUGGCUGGCGAAAAGAAGACCGAGCACGUUGGAUGUCGCUACGCACGACGGCAAAACGCCUCUUCACGUCGCAGCCUUGCACGGCUACUUGGACGCGUGCAAGAUCCUUUUAGAUCAAGGCGCGAAAAUCAACGCUGUUCUUAGGACUAGCAAGGGCAACUCAAUGACUCCACUGGACGCGGCUCUCUACAGAGGACAUCGAGAUUGCGCGAAAUUGAUCCAGAUGCACGGUGGCAGUACGGCUCAGCAAUUGAGGACGCAUAAAACUGCACCGAACAAAGUUUUCACAGCAAAGUUUCGAAUGAAACAUGAUGGGAGUAGCUCCGCGAGCGAUAGUAGUCCUUGUAGAAAAGGUCACAGAAGGCACAGACAUCCCGAACUCUAUUACGAGGAACGAUGGGUAGAAAGGAGAACGCGGCGAAAAAGUAAUUCAAAAAAGCUGGCUCGUCGGGAUAGUCGAAGUUUUAGCGAAGAGGAAGUGCGAUUAUCGAAGACAUCCACGAAAAAAGAUGAGAGAAGAGCUAGAAGCGAAUCCGCGCGAUAUGAUGAUAAUGGCAACAGCGGACGCAAUCCGCGAAGAAAACGAAGCAGAAGAAUAUCGAUGAGUCACAAACGCGAAUAUUCAGAUUCGUCGAUCGAAUCUGAUAGCUGCGACUAUUCUCACGACGACGAUGAAACUGAAGUAACCGUACAGCGGCAACGCGCAAAAAUGCAGCAGGAAACAAGAAGGAACAAGAGUAAGAGCUCUAAUGAAACAACAGCCAAAGACAGCUCGAAAAAAGAGGACAAUGAUGACAAUCAAAGUGUAAGCGACGACAGCUUAGAGGUGAUUGUGGUGAAAAAAUCGCUAGAAAAAAAAUGCGAAAAGAUGGUAUCCGGAAGAAGAUCAAAGACUCCUAGAGAAUGCACAAAGGAGACAAAACUGACUAAAAUGCACAAACGUAGCUCCAAGAAGACGUCCAGAUCUGGCAAAUCAAAAAGAUCCGAUAAUGAUGAAAAUGCAGUGGCUCGAGAUGACUCGCCCGAUAAGAAAGAAAGAAGCGCAGCGAUAAGAGAGCCAAUGCGUACUUCGGGAACACCACUCGAAGAGGAUGAAGUUGAUGAGAGGAUAAUAGAAUCUCGAUAUCGCAGAGACGCGACAGACAGCACCAGUCAGGAAACUGUGGAGCAAGUAAUUGUCACGGCGAUGGUUCACAAGGAUCAAAUGCCCGACACUCCAAAAUCAACGUUGGAUAUAGCGAGGGAGAUUAGCUAUCAAGAUGUUUUAAAAAAGAAAACGAUGGAGACAGAAGAGACGAAGGAAAUUUCCAGAGAUAUUACUACUUCCGAUAAAAAUGAAACGGCAUCGUCGCACAAAAUGGAUAGGCAAGAUGUCUCUGGAGAAAGCGUACCGAAAGGGACGCAAGAAAAUUCCGAAAUUACUGAAGAAAUCCAAGAUGAAGACGAGAGAGCCAAGAAAACGAAUGAUGAGAUGCAAGACAGGUUAGAUACAUCCGAGGACGUAACACCGAGCAACGAUACGCACGAAAAGCAAAAAACGGACGAGGACGAAAUACCUGAUAAAUUAUCUUAUUUAAGUAUCGAACUUAAUGCUACUGAAGAAAGCGUCAAUGAGAGGAGAGACAGUUCUAAAGACGAAGAGAAAACCGAUAAGCAAUCUGUUUUGGAUCAAAAGGACCUUUCCCAACAUUCUAUUACCAUGGACGAAGAAAGCGGAAAAUCCAUUUCCGAAGAUUCGAAGCGAGAGGAGAACGCAAAAACUGCUCCGAAAAAGACUUCAUCGGAUAAUGAAGAAUCGAAAACACCGUCUUCAAGAAAAUUAGAGGUACACGAAACUGCGAGUAGUGUCCAAAAGGAUAAAAUUACAGGUCAAACAGGAGAGGAAGAAGGCGAGACUUUGACAAAACAAAUAUCCAUGAAAACAGUCGCCAAAGAGAGCUCCGAAUCGAUUGAAGAUGCCAAAUCAAAAGAGGAUGAAAAUUUGAACAAGCACGAUGAAAAAUCUACGGGCGUGUCAUCAACGGAAUCGAUGUUGAAUGUGAAGGAAACUCUUUCUCCGGAAAGGACGCUUCGUGAUAAGAACUCGGAGAAUGUUAAUGGAUCAGACAAUAGAGAACAAUCAGAGAUUGAAACAAGGGGCAAAGAUUCUUAUUCUAUCGAUGAUAGUUGCUCGAGUUCUCCAAAGUCCUUGAAGCCAGUGAAGACAAGACGCUCGAGACCAUCUACGGGAAGGAACGCGAGGACAGGAAGGUCUUCCUCAAAUAUAUUAACGAAGAAACAUCUGUUUGAAAGUUCGGAAGAGUGUUCGCCGCAUCAGCGUGCGAUAGUCGCGGUGAUAGAUAGCCCAGAAUGGGACGAAGACGAGGCGGUUGAACAGGAAAUCAGACAAGCACUCGGAGAGGAUACACUGGAGCGCGAUACGGAGCACGAAGAAGACAAUGAGAUUGGUGUUAUGCGAGUUUUGCCAAGUACGAGCGAGGAAGAGACUCCUAGCACGACUUUAGGUACAUCUAGAACCGCCAGGAUUAACUCUUUGCCUCAGAUACAAUCGACCACUAGCAACCGUUUAGUUACAAUCGAAAAUUCCGAUCAUGCCCAUCGAGAACGAUUCUGGCGGAAACAACGUCGCGACAGCGGAGGUAGAGACAGCGGGAUAGAGCCGAGCCCGAGAGUAUCGAGAAUUCCACGGAGGCGAAACGCAAGAUGUUGUCCGAAUACGGCGAAACAGCAAGCUCUCAAUAUGGAGACCAUCACUAGGGAUGUGCAAAUUAGUCUGCGGCGUUAUUAUCUCGAAAGAAAGAUCUUUUUCCAACUGAUGGAACUAAAGAGAUUGCAGAUUCGUCACGGUAGAGCGAACGAGCAUGUUCUGGUGAAAAGACAGGUGGAAGCUUUUAAUAGAUCUGGCAUGUCUGGACCCAUUCUUGGCGUCGCGAAGUACGAUCAACCAUUAACGUUCAGACAAUUCGAAGCGUUCCUGUAUGAACAAUUGAGAAGAUUACAGGGAAGACCAACCACUCCAGAUUUUUGCACCGAAGCUAAACAAUGCACCCAAAAGACUCAUCGUUGCCAUCACGCGACUAGCGCUUACACUUCUAUUCCAGUGUAUACGUAUCUAGGUGGAGACGCCCCAGAUCGAGCGGAACAUCUUCCGAAGAUAGAGAGUCGCGGCAGAGGACAUAUGACGGUGGAAGUGACGCAUGGAGAAGAAAAACAGGUGAUCGCUCUUCCGACUGAGAAGUUAGAUCGUACCAAAAAAUAUUUUGUUACAUUCACUGUAAGAGGCGAAACGCAAGACGAUGAGAAAUCCAAAUCAUCCUGCAUACGAAGAAAUGCAAAGAGUGUGUAAACAUUUUUCAGAUAGACUUCUUCUCCUAAUCUGAUGAUUAAUGAAUGAUUAAUAACUUGCGAGAAAAACAGAAGUUAAAAAAAAAAAGUAUAUGUCGAGAAUUGAGUUUUGUGUGUAGGAAAAGAAAUAUGCUUUCAAAAGCAGUGGACUUUACGUUCUCUACUUUAUAAAAAAUGUAGAGAAUUGUUGCCAUGCGAAUAAUUUUGUUUUAUUCUUUCAUAAAAAAGUUUUCUAUUUUAGAUAUUUUUUGUCAAUUAUAAAAAAACUUUGAUAUCUUUUUUUUCCUUAAAUCCAAUAAUUCUUCUCAGAAAAAUUUGCUUGACGCACAACAAUAAUAUAAGAAAUACAUCUCAAAACUGCCAGACAGAAUAAAA